This is a messenger RNA of Sinocyclocheilus grahami, 839 nucleotides long. Its product is annotated as thymidylate kinase-like. Gene Ontology annotation, cellular component: mitochondrion; cytosol; cytoplasm. The transcript is spliced from 5 exons. NCBI's taxonomy places the organism in Eukaryota, Metazoa, Chordata, Actinopteri, Cypriniformes, Cyprinidae. The record is from RefSeq and is a predicted model, not a curated record. Gene Ontology annotation, biological process: dTDP biosynthetic process; dUDP biosynthetic process; dTTP biosynthetic process. Gene Ontology annotation, molecular function: ATP binding; dTMP kinase activity; nucleoside diphosphate kinase activity. Bases 141 to 779 code for a protein of 212 amino acids.
CGGGAAAACCGCGGACUUGGCAACAGUAGAGGACGAUACGAAUUUCCGGGUGUUUUUUUAAAAGAAAAGUACCGCGUAAAGAGCUAACUAGUAUUUGCUCCCUGUUGUUCUGCCUUUUUUAAACAGUGUUUUUAAGAGCCAUGUCUUACAGAAGAGGAGCUUUAAUUGUUCUUGAGGGAGUAGACAGAGCCGGGAAGACAACGCAAUGUCAAAAACUUGUGCAGGCGCUACAGCAGAGCGGACGAGCGGCAGAAAUUAUUCGAUUUCCAGACAGAGCCACUAAAAUUGGUCAGCUGAUCAGUUCGUAUCUGGAGAAGAAAAGCAAUCUGGAGGAUCAUACUGUUCACCUGCUGUUUUCUGCAAACCGAUGGGAAAUGGUGCCUCUGAUGAAACAGAAGUUGGAACAAGGGAUCAAUCUAGUGGUGGACCGUUAUGCGUUUUCAGGAGUGGCCUUCACUAGUGCCAAACCUGGCUUCUCUCUGGAGUGGUGCAUGAAUCCAGAUAUGGGACUUCCAAAACCAGACCUGGUGAUAUUUUUGCAGCUCAAUCCCAGUAUGGCAGCAAACCGUGGAGAAUAUGGAAUUGAACGGUAUGAGACGAGCGCUUUCCAACGCACAGUUCAGCAAAGAUUUGAAGAGCUCAUGCAAGAUUCCUCAGUCAACUGGAAGGUAAUUGAUGCUGCGAGGACCAUAGAAGAGGUGCACAAAGAUAUUAAGCUUUUGAGUGAAGACAUCAUCAGUUUAGCCGAGAAUCAGCCAGUUGGAGAGCUGUGGAGGUGAAUGGAUCACCGGCUUUUACGUUAUUUUUUAUAUAGCGGUAUACAGAAAAUACAGUUAUUG